CUUACCAAAUUAUAACGGAAGGUUUAUACAACUAAACAUAAAAAGAAGAUUGUUAUAUUUGAAGGUGACGUCUGUCAGAAAGGCUUUAAAUUUUUAAACUACGUUGUUUGUAAACAUAAAUAAAAACUGAACAAUUAUUCGAACUAAUGGAUGAUCAAAAGAUACACAUAAAUAAUAAUACGACUUUCAUUGACAUGGACGCAUCUACCCAAACUUGGCACAAACCAGUUGAAUCAUUAUUCUGCCUAGUACUGGAUUAUGUAGUAGAAAACAUGAACUUCUUUAUAAAUGAAAACGAAGAAAAAAUAAGUGCAUUGCCUUUUCAUGUUAAAAAUAGAAUGCUUCGAAAAUUUACUAUUUCAGCACAUUUUUGGAAAAAAGUUGAUUUCAAGACAGUAUUAGUUACUCUUGUAAAUGAACAAACUCAUUAUAUUAAUUUGACUUCAGCAGACGUGGAUGAUGACAUAUUAAAAGUAUUACAAAAAUGUAUAAAUAUUAGAAAACUUUAUUUGUCUCGAACUAAAGAUAUUAAGAUUAGUACAAAAGGAUUGAUAAACCUACUGAAAAAUUGUCACAGUUUAACUCACCUUUUUUUGGCACACAGUAAUAUAGUUGAUGAUGAUGUCCUUGAAUGUAUGGCAGAUAAUUGUCCAAAUUUGAUGGGGUUGGAUAUUGGUGGAAGUACCUACGUCACUGAUUUGGGUGUUACAAAAAUUUCAAAGUUAAAACACCUUUCUUGGAUAACUUUAUCUUCAACACAGAUUUCAGAUGAGGGUAUUACCCAUUUAGUACAAGGUCCUUGCAAAUUAAAACUUAAAGAAAUGAGAAUAGAAAACACUAAAGUAACUGAUGUCGGUUUAAAAGAAAUUGCUGAAAAUUGUCCCAAUCUGGAAAUUUUGUCAUUUUACAGUAGGAGAAAACGAGAUGAUGUAUCUUGCCCAAUGUUUUCAAGUGAAUUGAAGAAUUUAAAACAGCUCACAUGGACUGUCAAUUGGUAAACAUGCACAUUGUUGUUUUUGUAUGAAGACUUAUUUAUGUAUUUCAGAUGUUUAUUUUUAUAAAUACAUGUUUUUCUACUGUA
Psylliodes chrysocephalus is the source of this 1081-nucleotide messenger RNA. The record is from the annotation of a GenBank genome assembly. Lineage: Eukaryota; Metazoa; Arthropoda; Insecta; Coleoptera; Chrysomelidae.